UUUUUUUAGAUUUUUACAACCACCUGUUUGCAGCAGCAUUCUAAGUCAUUUUCAUCCGAUAAUUUCAUGGUGUGUAUAGAGAUGACCAGUGGCAACUCGUGGCAAAAUAAAACAGGUGUUCUGCAAAUUCGAACUUAUCUAUUUUUUAUAUGUCAGUUCGAUCCUGAGCUCCUUCUUGGCAGCAAAUGUGUCGAUCACCUUCCCGUUGAAGUUUUCCAUGGUCGAAAUAAAUUCCUUUUCAAUGGACAGCAUCGACAACGCUGUAAGGCGAUCCCGGGUCAUAGUAUUUCAAAGAAAGGUUGACGUAGGAGUUGUAACAAUAAUUUCUAAUAGAUUUUUUGUUUCUUUUAGUGUUUCC
Acanthoscelides obtectus is the source of this 358-nucleotide messenger RNA. NCBI's taxonomy places the organism in Eukaryota, Metazoa, Arthropoda, Insecta, Coleoptera, Chrysomelidae. The record is from the annotation of a GenBank genome assembly.